GCGCUCUAGCAUGCUGGCGGGUCCUCUGCAGGGACAGCUGCCGCCGCCCUUGUGCCUGGAUCUCGUGGCGCUCCCGUUGCCCCCGCCGCCCAAACACGAAGGGAGCGAUUGCUGAGCUCCUGCCCACGCAGUCCCCUGCAGAUCCUAGCCGGGGCCAGGAGGGGAUUGCAGCGCCAACAGUAAGGUUCCUCUAGCCCAGGCGGCCAUCUCUAGGUCCUCCUGGACCACCCCGGCUGCUGCAUCUCCCAGCCAUGGAAUUCGCAGAGCUGAUCAAGACCACCAAAGUGAACAACGUGGUGCUUUCGAGGCCAGGACUUGCGCCAGUCAAAGGGACCUUGUGCAUCACCAGCCACCACCUCCUUCUGUCGUCCCAGGCAGAGGGAAAUGGGGAGCAGAACAAGAUGGAACUCUGGCUCCUGAUUCGCAAUGUGGAUGCUGUUGAGAAAAGUGUUCAGAAUCUAAGCUGGUAUCAAAGCCCCUGGACUAACGGCUCCGUCCAAGAGAACAGGCUUGCAAAUACUUCUGGCACCAUUACUCUCAAAUGCAAGGACCUGAAAAUUCUGCAGCUGGAGAUCCCAGGCAUGGAAGAAUGCCUCAACAUUGCCAGUUCCAUUGAGGCCCUCUCCUCCGUUGAAUCCGUCAUGAUGACAUACCCCUUUUUCUACCGACCCCAAAGCAUGAAGCUGGAAAAUGGGUGGCAACUUUACCCACUUGAAAAAUACUACCAACAAAUAGCCUCUGAUACAGGCACCUGGAGGCUCUCUUCUGUCAAUGAAGAUUUUACUGUCUGCCUGAGUUACCCCCCAGUGGUUAUGGUUCCAGCGGCAAUUGAUGAUAGAGUACUGAAAAAGAGCGCCUACUUCCGCCAGGGGAGACGGUUUCCUGUCCUGAGCUAUUAUCACAAGAAGAACGGGAAGGUGAUUCUCCGCAGCAGCCAGCCUCUCACUGGACCCAACCGGAAACGCUGCCAUGAGGACGAGCUGCUCUUGGGUGCCGUGCUGAAGCAAGGGGACCGCGGCUUCAUCCUGGACACCCGCCCAGCACAGACAGCUAAGCAGGCCCAUAUGAUGGGUGGAGGCACAGAGCACAGGGCUGCCUACCCUCACUGGAAGAGGUUGCACCGGGCCCUGGAGAGGGGACGUCCCUUGCAGGAAAGCUUCACUAGGCUGGCGGAGGCAUGCCUUGACACUUCCAACAGCAUGGACCGCUGGCUGACUAAGCUGGAAGCAUCUAAGUGGUUGUCUCACGUCAAGAUGGCGCUGAACACCGCCUGUGUCGCAGCACAGUGCCUGGAGAGAGAAGACGCUUGCAUUCUGGUGCACGGAUCUGACGGAACGGACACCACACUCCUGGUGACAGCUCUUGCCCAGGUUAUCCUAGAUCCAGACUGUAGAACUCUGGCUGGCUUCCAGGCGCUGGUGGAACGGGAAUGGAUCCAGGCUGGCUACCCCUUCUCCCUCCGCUGCACCCACUCGGCCUAUUCCCAUGCCCGCCUCAAGCAGGAGGCUCCCGUGUUCCUCCUCUUCCUGGACUGCGUUUGGCAACUCGGGCGCCAGUUCCCAUUCUCCCUGGAGUUCAACGAGCGCCUCCUGCUGACCCUCUUUGAACACAGUUACGCCUCGCCCUAUGGCACAUUCCUGUGCAACAGUGAGCAAGAAAGGAAGCUUUGUGAAGUGAAGAAGAAGACUCAUUCUCUCUGGCCCUCGCUGAACUGCAAAGGAGACAAAUAUAGGAAUCCACUGUAUGCACGCAACUCCCUGGUCAUCUGGCCAUCCGUGGAGCCCCAGAGUGUGUUGCUCUGGCAAGGCUUAUUCCUCCGCUGGGUCCGUCCAUCCCACUUUCUAGAUGAAGCAUGGGCAGAAGUGCAGAAAAUAGCCGGAAACAGCCAAGUCCACACAGAACAAUCAAGUGGGACACCACAAGAGCAGAUUUCAGCACAGACUGAUUGAGGAACCCAGAACCUGGGCAUCAGAAGAUCCUCCACUGAUUGCAGAAUCAAGAGACUUUGACUUGGUACAUUUAUCCGAGUCGCUGAACUGUUACAGCCAAACUUGCCAGUCGUAAAAAGCACAACAUCUAGUUGUGUAGUUUAAUUGACCUGGUUUCUAAAUUGAGAAAGCCAAGCUCUGUUGCAUAGAAUAACUUUGACAAGCCAGUUUGGGCUUUCCCGAUAUUUACCUCUGAAAAAAACAACUACCCUAAACUAUAGGAAUUUUUGCCUCCGUACAGCCAUAACUGAUUUGCACACUGGCAACUGACCAAUUGCAAGUCAGACCAGUGGUCUACCUAACCCAAUACUGUUUACUCUGAAAACAACUCUCCAGCUUCAGGCAGGGAGGGGUCCUCUCAGUUGGAGAUUCUGGGAUUUACCUUAGAAAUUCAGGCAUUCAAAAGCAAGCAUUCUGCCCUGAUCGAUGGACUCUUCCCUAAGGAUCAUUUUGUCAGGAAUUAAGAUAAAGUAACCUAUACCCAGGGCAAGAUGUAUUCAGAGCUUCAAUAAACUAAUAAAAAUUCUGGAACAGG
Messenger RNA from Sphaerodactylus townsendi, 2523 nucleotides. Its product is annotated as myotubularin-related protein 9-like. Bases 252 to 1949 code for a protein of 565 amino acids. NCBI's taxonomy places the organism in Eukaryota, Metazoa, Chordata, Lepidosauria, Squamata, Sphaerodactylidae. The record is from RefSeq and is a predicted model, not a curated record. The transcript has 12 exons. Gene Ontology annotation, biological process: negative regulation of autophagy.